Fusarium oxysporum Fo47 is the source of this 2885-nucleotide messenger RNA. RefSeq lists its product as uncharacterized. The transcript has 2 exons. Gene Ontology annotation, molecular function: protein binding; ADP binding; catalytic activity. The record is from RefSeq and is a predicted model, not a curated record. Gene Ontology annotation, biological process: nucleoside metabolic process. NCBI's taxonomy places the organism in Eukaryota, Fungi, Ascomycota, Sordariomycetes, Hypocreales, Nectriaceae. The coding region runs from base 201 to 2813 and encodes 870 amino acids.
UCAGCAUAACACACAGCUAGCUAGUUGGAUACUCAGCCCUUCUAUGUGCGGGGUAUCUUGCUGACUGCAUCUUUCGCUGAUCGAGUACGAUAGUCCUACAUAUCGCUCCGAAAUGAUUUAAUCUGAGAGAAUUUCGAAUCAUACUUUCGGUCGCCUCUGUGACGUUUGUGCCACGUUAUGCGGCAACAGACUGCGACAAGAUGCCGAUCACACAAAGACACCAUGCCGGUCAAACGGGCAUCCUCGACCCCAAAGACUACAAGGUUGCCUGGAUCGCUCCACUCGAGAUCGAAGCUAGGGCUGCCAUCCAUUUACUAGACGAACGGUACCGCGGCCGGUUUCCCGUCGACCGCGGCGACGACUAUGUAUUUCAAGCAGGUGCCAUGGGCGGCCACAACAUCGUUAUCGCGACUCUGCCCGCAGGCCAGGAAUACGGCACGGGCUCUGCGGCUGCACUUGCAGGCCAGGUGAAAAAGUUCUUCCCUAACCUCUGGUUUAGCCUGCUCGUCGGCGUGGCAGCAGGGCUUCCUGACCUUCCUCGUGUCCCAGCGCGUGAUAUCCGACUGGGCGACGUGCUUGUCGGCCUUCCUGUUGGUGAGAGUGCUGGACUGGUCCCGUAUGACCUCGGCAAAGAAACGGAAGACGGAUUUCAACCUCUCCAACUUGGCCACAGCCUCGCCAUGACUGAACCAAUUGUGCGAUCAGCCAUUGGUAGCAUCAAGCUCGAGGCGCCGUAUGACACCGAAAAGUUUUUGCCAUACUACGAGAAGAUACGCAACUGCGAGCAUGCGACUGGCACAUUUACCGAUCCAGGGCAAGACAACGACAUCCUAUAUCUAGCUUGUGAUAAUGGACAAGAGGAAGUCGUUGAACGUUCUCAACGACCAAACCAAGACUAUCAACGCACUCGAGUGUGGUAUGGCCCAAUUGGGUCAGGAGAUAAGCUGUUGAAGAACGCACAAAAACGAAAUGAACUAAGGGACAAAUAUGGUAUCAUUGGCUUGGAGAUGGAAGCAGCAGGAACCAUGAAUCGAAUCCCAGUCGGUGUCAUCCGAGGGGUAUGCGACUACGGCGAUCGACAUAAGAACAAAGACUGGCAGCCGUAUGCGGCAGCGAUGGCGGCUUCGUAUGCUAGAGCGUUGCUUGAUGAGAUCCCCUCAAGUGAUAGAACUGUAGACUUGACUAAGGAGGUCUAUGAACGGUGUUAUUAUAUUCCGUUUACUAAGAAUCCACGUUUCACUGGCCGCUUAACCAUCCUAAGCGCCUUGGAAGAUAAGUUCUUCGGCCCGGAUCAGAGUCAGAAAAUGGCACUAGUCGGACUUGGUGGAGUCGGGAAGACUCAAAUCGCCCUACGUUUUGCCUAUCAGAUGAAGGAGAAACGACCAGAGUAUUCGAUCUUCUGGGUGCCAGUCCUGAGCGAUGAAACUGCAGAACGUGCUUAUGUAGACAUCGCAAAGAAGCUUCGAUUACAGAAGAGCAGCGAAGACGACGAUGUGAAAGAUUUGGUCUGUCAGCACCUCAGCUCAGACGAAGCUGGAAAGUGGCUCUUGAUUAUGGAUAAUGCUGAUGACGAGGAACUUAUCUUUGGAUCUGCCCACAAGCCAGGGUUGGAACAGUAUUUACCCCAGAGCGAAUAUGGGAUCGUCCUAUUGACGACGAGGUCUCGGCAAGUCGCCGUAGAGCUCGCGCAAUCCGACGUAAUUGAUGUCGAGCAAAUGGAUCAGGAAGAGGCGACAACCCUCUUUGAGAAGUCUCUGAUCCAAAACCAGCUGCUUCAAGACGAGACAUCGGUCAUUGAACUACUUACAUAUCUAUCCUUUCUCCCGCUGGCUAUUACGCAGGCUGCCGCAUACCUCAAUCAGACCAGAGCGCCCAUAAGGAUAUAUUUAGGCCUCUUAAGAAACGCCGAGGACAACGAUACGAGAGUCCUUGAUAGAGAGUUCAGAGACAACACCCGAUAUAGGGGCUCUCAAAACGCUGUAGGAGCAACAUGGAUUGUAUCUUUCCGUCAGAUCCAAAAGUCAAAUCAACUUGCCGUUGAUCUAUUGUCAUUCAUAUCAUGUAUAGAGCCGAAGGCGAUUCCCCAGUCGAUAUUACCUGAUGCCGAGGCUGAUGAGUUGGAAUGGGCCAUUGGUACACUUUGCAGUUACUCAUUUCUGGUUCGUAGAGAAGAGAGUAAUGUGUUUGACAUGCACAGUCUUGUACACACGGCAACGCGGGGUUGGAUUGACAAGCAGGACCGGGAGAUUCAGGUAUCGAACGAUGCGAUAUGCCACCUUGCAGCGAGGUUCCCCACAAGAAACGAUGCUCACUAUGAUUUUGGAAGGCAGUAUGUACCACAUGCGAUGCGACUGCUGAACCGGACUCAUGGAAACAAGACAGUUGAAAGCUACCAGCUUUUUGGAAAGGUCGGAGUCUUCCUUUACAUGGAUCGACGAUUCAAAGAAGCAAUAAGGUGUUUGGAAGAGGUGUGUUGGUGGAGACAGGGCCUCCAUCCUGCAACAGAUGCUGCUCGACUAGCAUCAGAGCAAGCACUUGCAACCGCAUACCUCAGUGACCGACGAAUCAAGGAUGCAAUUGAGAUUCUCGAGCAUGUGGUGGCAGUUCGGAAGGAGAUGCUAGAUGAGAAAGACCAUGAUCGACUAGCAUCAGAGCAAGCACUUGCAAUAGCAUACCUUGACGACCGACGAAUCAAGGAUGCAAUUAAGAUUCUCGAGCAUGUGGUGGCAGUUCAGAAGGAGAUGCUAGAUGAGAAAGACCAUAAUCAACUAGCAUCAGAGCAAGCACUUAUAACUAUAUACCUUAAUAACUAAUAAAUUAAGGGUGUAAUUAAGAUUCUUAAGUAUAUAGUUAUAAUUAAGGUAGAGAUACUAGUAAAGGAUAAC